Molecule: messenger RNA, 3500 nt
Organism: Tigriopus californicus
Lineage: Eukaryota; Metazoa; Arthropoda; Copepoda; Harpacticoida; Harpacticidae
Product: protein HGV2-like
Exons: 9
Coding region: 192-2348 (718 amino acids)
Biological process (GO): DNA replication-dependent chromatin assembly; CENP-A containing chromatin assembly
Cellular component (GO): nucleoplasm
Molecular function (GO): histone binding
Source: RefSeq, a predicted model, not a curated record
CUUUGUUGUCAUUGUGGAGGCGCUCACGAUCUAACCGGAUUCUGCGCAUCAGCUGACCCUUUCAUCGGCUCUUCUCCGAAACUCGUUGGCAAGAUCAGUCGCGUUUCAACCCUCAGAGGAAGAGCACGACGCCCGCCUUGUGAAAAUCGACCUUAAAUCUCGAAGAGGACGAGCCGAGAAAUUGUCCCGCCAUGAGUGCCGCAUCACCCACUAAGCCCGUGGAAUCGGCUGAGAAGCCUGAAGUUUCCAUCGAAGCGGCUGAGACGGCCAAAUCCUCGCCGAGCAAGGUUACAAGCGAAAUCUUGAGCGAAGCUAUGCACAAGCUGUCAUCGGGAAAGCGGAAUCUUCUCGUGAACGACAUCCCGGCCGCCGUGACUGCUUUGGCCGAGUCGUGUCAGUUGUUGGGACAGCACUUUGGCGAAACGGCCGUGGAAUGCGGCGAAGCUUACUUCUAUUACGGCAAGGGCCUGCUCGAGCUUGCUCGAUUGGAGAACGGUGUGCUGGAAAAUGUCAUGGAUGGAGUACCCGAAGGCGAAGAUUCUGAUAAUUCUCAGGUGGAAGACCCCGAUAAAUGUACAGGCGACGAGAAAGAUGAAGUCAGUAACCAAGUGGGUGAGGCCAUCGAGGAGAACUUCAAAGCUUUGGAAAAAAGCAAGACCAAGAAAGAAGACCAAGGGAAGGAGAACGUCAUCCUUGUUGAAAAUGGCUCUGCGAAAGAGUCUGUAAAGCCGGAAUCUGACCUCAAAAAACCAAUGAACGAGGUUGAUGGCAAUGUUCCUGUUAAGAGCUCGAAAGUCGAAGAGGUCAAGAACGAAAUUCAUGAAGGGUCUCAGAAAGAUGAACGCAAACCUCCUAAAAAUGACGAAACAGUGGGCGAAAGGAAAAUUUGUAAGAAAGACGAACACUUUGAUUCAGUCGAGUCUGAGAAAGAUGUGGAAGCGGCAAAGAGCACAGCCAUUGAAAAUCCUGAUCAAGUAAAGAAAGAAUCGUCGGAUGAGAUGGAGACUGAAAAGCCUCUUUCGGAUAGUAAGGAACCUUCUUCGGACACCCAGAAACCUUCAACGGACACUGAGAAACCUUCAACGGACACUGAGAAACCUUCAACGGACACUGAGAAACCUUCAACGGACACUGAGAAACCUUCAACGGACACUGAGAAACCUUCUACGGACACUGAGAAACCUUCAACGGACACUGAGAAACCUUCUACGGACACUGAGAAACCUUCUUCCGAAACUGAGAAACGCGGGAAGGAUGAAUCGGAAAAUGGAUCAACAGAAGAUGAAGAAGCUGAAGUGCCUACCGUUGGUAAAACUGAAGAUUCUGAUGACAAAGACAUUGAUAAACAGGAGAAAGGAGAGGAACAGGAUGAUGAUGAUGAAGAUGAAGAAGAGGAUGGAGAAACAUCUCAAGACGAAGAACCUGCCAAGGAGACUGAUGGAAAUGAGUCAAUCGGAAGCAAUGAUGCCGGUACUAGUGACGCCAAGGAAGCGUGCGAUAAAUCUGCCGUUGAAAACGAAGACGAAGAGGACCCAUCGAACUUGCAAUUGGCAUGGGAAAUGCUGGAAUUGGCGAAGAUGUGCUUUCAAAAGCACGCCGAUUCACUCGGAGAUGUCGAUCCCAAAAGGAUGGAAAUGGAGAACAGGCUCUGUGAAACAUACCAAAUACUCGGGGAGUUAUCUGUCGAGAACGAAAAUUAUCCUCAGGCUAUUGAAGACUUGACCUCCUGUCUCAGGCGGAGGCAAGAAUUGAUGCCAGCUGAUUCUAGAAGCAUUGCCGAAACCCAUUAUCAAAUGGGCGUGGCCUUGGGUUAUAAUCUCGAGUUUGACAAGGCCGUGGAAUCCCUCAAGGAUGCCAUUGCUGUGUUGCUUAAACGCAUUGAUAACCUCAAGAACAAAACCGAAUCUGAAGACCCCUUGUCCAAAAAGGAUGCAUUUUAUACCCGUGAAAAGGAGAUCACCGAAAUUGAGUCGCUGAUUCCAGAGAUUAAGGAAAAGAUCACGGACACAAAAGAUAUGCAACAGGAGACCGUCAGAAAAUUGGGUGACCGAGCUCUUCUCGAGGAACGGGAGUUAGAAGCGUCCUCUGGUCCCCAAGUGAAUGGAGAUGUCAUCACAACCAAUGGGUUUGAUGCCCCUCCCCCUACUGUUGCCAAAACCUCCACGGAGGCUAAGCCCACCUCUGACAUUUCACACAUGAUCAAAAAACGGAAAAAAUCCGAGCCCACAGACGAGGUGCCGGUCACAAAGAAAGUGCACGUGGAAAGCAACGGUUCAUCCAACGGUGCCAGUUCGAGCAGCAACCAAGCUGAAAUGAAUGGAUCCGGUGAUUGCCAAGCCAAGCCCUAACUCGCUCAAGUACAAGAUUGGUGUUCAAGAUCGGACGUUGUUCACAUUCGCUUAAAACAACAUUUUUAAUACCGACUGAUAGUAUUCAGGAUUUGAUUUUUUCAAGAGUUCUGAGCUGACGACUAAGACGACGCUAACCUUUUCAAACCCACAAAGUACCUAUCGUCUCUGUAUUGAAACCAUUUAAUUGCCAGCAGGCUCACAAACUUUUCUCCUCGUUUAAAAUUGCGCGUAUGAGAAAUAAAUACACUUAUCCGUAAUAUUGGAUAGAUUUAUUAUAUUGCUCUAUGAGAUUUUUACGUGAUAAUUUGAUCAAUAUCGAGAACAGCACUGAAUUAUAGAAACGAAAUUCGUGUAGAACCCUGCAAAAUGGGAGACAUACAAAAUAGCAGAUGAACAAUGGCAAACUAGUGGCUAAGGUGAAACGUAAGCAAAAUACAGCCGUACUCAAAAUAAUUGAUGGAGAAGGGAAUUGGUACAGUUGGUCUGAAGAGAAGAGAAUUUUGAAAUCAAUCAUUCGGUCGAGACUUAUUCGAUCCAAGGGUUGAGAAGUCAUGCUUGCUUUCUUUGCCGGAAUGUUCAAAAAGAAUCGUGUGCCAGACUUGAGCGCUACCACAAAGUGAGGAAAAUCCUGACUGGAAUAGUUCUUAAACUAAACAACAUAUGUACCAAGUAUGGUAUACAAUUCCACACAAUCUUAAAUAGAAAAAUGGUGGGGCUGUCAUGAACUUGUAAAUUUUCGCACUAGGUAUAUGGGAUUGAUAGGAAUGAUUUCAUUGUAAUGUUGGAGACAUGGUAGGAUCUGAAUGUUUCCUCGUCUUAUAAUCGUACUGCUCACUUUAAAUUCGUUCACAGUGGCAACUUUUUGGGCCAGAGGGCAAAGGAAUUUGAAAAGAAAAGAAAAAUAGGGAGAACGACAUUGGAUCGCAAUGAAAAAAUGAAAGGGUCAAAGAAACUGAAAACUAAAAUGGGGGGGGUCUUCUGUAUUCUCAAAUGCGAAGUCAUACGAAUGUUUUAGCUGUGUGUUGUGUGUUUCGUCGGUCCAGUUUUGGACUGGUUUUGGAAAGGAACGAAUCGCUCUGCAAUCAUCGAGAUGACUCGAAUUGCAUCCAGCGGGAUGAAACUGAUGAGGUUAAAGAUCUAAAUGCAGAC